This is a messenger RNA of Chlorella variabilis, 2562 nucleotides long. RefSeq lists its product as hypothetical. NCBI's taxonomy places the organism in Eukaryota, Viridiplantae, Chlorophyta, Trebouxiophyceae, Chlorellales, Chlorellaceae. The record is from RefSeq and is a predicted model, not a curated record. The transcript has 17 exons. The coding region runs from base 1 to 2562 and encodes 853 amino acids.
AUGGCGCCCGUGUCAUUACCAGAGCAGGGCGAUAGCCAGCCUUUGAAGCGCCAUAAGGUCACGGACGCCGAGGCAACUGCUGCUGCGGCGCCCUCGACCAAGCCCCUCAACAAAAAUGCAAACAGCUUCGACUCCCAGGCCGAGGAGUGGAGGAGCAACCUGAGGGGCGACGCGGAGCUGGUGAGCGGCCCCAGCGGCGAGCGCCCCGACUGGUGGUGGACUGGGCCCAAGCCGGUGCCGGGCGCGGCGGGCGUGCAGCCCGACGGCACCAUCACCAGCCUGCCGCUGCCAGACCUGGCCACCUGCACGCGCCAGCAGGCCCUGGCCUACUUUGACAACACCUGGCUCAUCACAGAGGUGCUGUUCAGCGCGCUGCAAGGCGAGGAGUGCUACUACCGCCCCCCCCACCACAACCUGCGCCACCCCUUCAUCUUCUACUACGGACACGUGGCGGUCUUCUACACCAACAAGCUGCGGGUGGCGGGCAUCCAGGCGCAGCCCCUCAACCUCCAGUUUGAGCACGUGUUUGAGGUGGGCGUUGAUGAGAUGAGCUGGGACGACCUGUCCAAGAACGACAUGCUGUGGCCCUCUGUGAGGGAGGUCAACCAGUACAGGCGCCAGGUGUACCAGAUGGUGCGGCGCCACAUCGAGACGCACCCGGGCUUUGACAGCCUGCCCGUCACCUGGUCCUCCCCCGCCUGGGCCUUCUUCAUGUGCUUUGAGCACGAGCGCAUCCACAUCGAGACCUCCUCGGUGCUGAUGAGGGAGCUGCCCGCGCACCUGCUGCGCCGCCCGCCGCAGUGGCCCGCAUACCACGCGUCGGUGGGCGACGCGGCGCGGCCGCCGCCGCCAAACGAGCUGAUUGCGGUGGAUGCGGGGGAGGUGGUGGUGGGCAAGCCCGCCGACUUCCCCUCCUACGGCUGGGACAACGAGUACGGCUGCCGCGCCUUCCACGUGCGCGCCUUCCGCGCCACGCGCGCCCUGGUCAGCAACGCCGAGUUCCUGGAAUUUGUGCGGGACGGCGGCUACCGCAGCGAGCAGUGGUGGAGCGAGGAGGGGUGGCGCUGGCGCACCUUCCGCAACGCCAAGUGGCCUGCCUUCUGGGUGCCAGAUGGGCCGCAGGGCCUGCACCGCUACAGGCUGCGGCUGGUGUUUGAGGUUGCUGACAUGGCGCCCGCCCUGCCCGCUGUGGUCAACCACCACGAGGCUCACGCCUACGCCGCCUGGCUGUCCGCCAGGCUGGGCCUGCGUGGCGACGCCGCGCUGCGCCUGCUCACCGAGCCGGAGCACCACCGGCUGCGCGAAGUCGCGGCGAGGGACGGCGAGGGGCGCACCGCGGCAGACCCGGUGAUGGAGCUGAGCGGCGUGGCUUUUGCCAAGCGGGCCAACCUGAACCUGGCAUAUGGCGCAGAGUGCGGCGUGGACGCCAUGCCCGCCACCGCCGCCGGCUUCCACGACGUGGCCGGCAACCUGUGGCAGUGGUGCGAGGACCACAUUGCCAGCCUGCCCGCCUCCCGCGGCGUGCACCCCUUCUACGACGACUUCACCACCCCCUGCUACGACGGCGAGCACAACGUCAUCCUGGGCGGCUCUUUCGUGUCCACCGGCGACGAGGCCUCCGUCUUUGCCCGCUUCCACUUCCGACCCCACUUCUUCCAGCACGCCGGCUUCCGCCUGGUCAGCGGCACCGCCCCCAAGGAGACGAGCUGCCAGGACUCGCCGCCGCCGCACGUCGGCUCCUGGGACCCCUCCACCAAGAAGGCCAGCCGCGCCGCCGCGCACGCUGCCGCCGCCGAGGCGCUGCAGCAGGCGCUGCUGUGCGGGUACGGCGGCGAGGGCGCGCUGCUGGCGGGCGGCGCGGCACGGCUGGGCCUCCCAGGCGCAGACUACCCGGCGCGGCUGGCGGGGCUGCUGCUGGGCGCGGCGGCGCGGCUGGGGGUGCCGCUGGGCGCGGCGCUGGAGGUGGGGGCGGGCGUGGGCGCCACCGCCUUCCAGCUGGCGGCGGGCGGCUUUGAGAAUGUGCUGGGCGUGGAGCACGACGCGCGCGCGGUGGCGGCGGCGGCGGCCGCGCAGCAGGCGGGCGUCGUCAGCGUCGCUCGCAAGGACGAGGGCCACCUGCGCAGCGAGCUGGAGCUGGCGGUACCAGGCGGCACCGCGGCACGCGCCCGCGUCUCCUUCCGCCAGAUGGACCCCUGCUGCCUGCAACCGGACCUGGGCCCGUUUGAUGCUGUGCUGCUGAGCGGCGUGCUGGAGCGCAUCCCAAGUCCCAAGGCGCCGCUGGGCCGCAUGGCCGGCCCUCGUGGCCUGCUGCGCAAGGGAGGCCUGCUGCUCGUCACCUCCACCUACUGCUGGAGCGAGCGCACGGCGGCCAGCCAGCUGUGGCUGGGCGGCACCACAGACUCCGAGGGCAACCCCGUCAGGUCUCGCGACGGGCUGGCCGCCGCCCUGGGCCCCGACUUUGAGCUGGUGGAGGAGGCAGACCUGCCAGCCGCCUCCCGCAGCUGCGAGCGCAUGUACAGCGUGGCGGUGAUGCACGCCUCGCUAUGGCGCCGUGUGGCCUGA